UCGGUCGUGGGUUUGUAACUUUUAACCAUGCGAAAUUUCAACUCUCAGGCACCAAGCAGAUAAGCCAGCCUUGCUUACUUAACUCGAUUCUGAACUUUUGUACCGAUUCCCGAAGCUCCCUUCACAUUGUUCACAAGAACUUUUAUCAUGUCUGUGCACGCUGCACGUAGCCCGCUAUCUGCUAUAUUCCUACUGCAUAUCGCGUUGGAGGCGCCGCUGGCCCUCCAGGCGUUCUGGUCCCCACAGAGCCUUCCCUUCCUGCAGAUGAACAAUACCACGUUAGUCAUGUUGAAGCUGUAUGCCGCGUUGGUCACUGGAUCCUGCAUUACCGCUUUCCUGGCGUAUCCUUUACCAGAAUUUCUGCCCGGAAAGCGUGCACUCGCUAUAGGAUUCUGCAUUUACCACAGUGUGGUGUCAACAAUUCUGUUUCAGACUCCAAGGUUCAUUCCUCACACCCUAGGUCCCUUCCUUGAGUCCGUGAAUCUUACACCUGAGGUUGUGUGGGGUACUUUCCACGGUCUGCUGGGGCUUGGAAUGGUGGUGUGGUGGCAAGCAACGCUGCAGUAUGCAGCAGCAGUGAGAGGAGCUGCACAGUGAUAGAAGGAACAACUGUAUUUAUUCGUGUAUGGCCUGUCUAGGGGAGACUACCAUUAAGACCUAGUACUUAGAAUGUAGUAUCAUUAGUAGCCAGAAGAACCAAGUUGCACAUUAAGGGAGCAUGUCCCGUUUAGCUCAGUUGGUAGAGCGCGUCACUAGUAAUGACGAGGUCAGUCG
Molecule: messenger RNA, 774 nt
Organism: Suillus subaureus
Lineage: Eukaryota; Fungi; Basidiomycota; Agaricomycetes; Boletales; Suillaceae
Exons: 5
Coding region: 148-597 (149 amino acids)
Source: RefSeq, a predicted model, not a curated record